AUGGCCAGUGGAGUGGAUGACAUCUCGCAGACCGAUGUUCCAGGAACCAUCUUCUUUGUUGGGGACAAGACACAGGUCGAGCAACUGCAUGACACAACCGAACACAAUGUCGUACUUGUGCCUCGCCCACUGGACACAGCAAGAGACCCCCUGAACUGGCCCAAGCCAAAGAAGGCAUGGAGUCUGUUCCUGGCAACCCUGUUCGCCACUGUCAUGGCGUUCGGCGAGAACGUCUCCGGUGCAGCCUGGACUGUUAUUUCGGAGGAGAUCGAUGUCACGAUCGCCGACAUGAAUGGGGGCUCGGCCCUAAACUACCUGCUUCUGGGCUUUGUCAAUGUGCUCUGGAUUCCGACGGCCAUGAAGUUCGGUCGCAAGAUUGUGUAUAUCUCGUCGAUGACAAUUGUUAUGGCGGCCUCGGUGUGGAAUUCGUAUAUCUAUGGCACGCCGCAGUGGUACCUGAACAGUCUGGUCGGGGGGAUUGGACAGGGUGCUUACCAGGCUAUUAUUCAACUUACAGUCUUUGAUAUAUUCUUCGCCCACCAGCGAGGUACCAUGCUCGCUGUUUAUGUCUGGGGACAACAGCUGGGCACCAUCCUGGGUUUAAUCCUGGGAGGCUAUAUUGCUGAGGGGCCUGGCUGGAGGUGGGCCUACAGAGUCGUUGCCAUUCUCAGUGGCGCUGUGGUUGUCUUGUUUGUUUUCACCUUCGACGACUCCCUCUUUCCCCGGUAUGCACUCGACAGAUCGAGAACUUCCGUCUCGCAAAACGCAGCCAGUCAGACAUACCACAAUACCCAUACUCAGUCAACCGGCGAUACCAAAAAAGAACCAUCUAUAGAGCCUCUGGAUCGUCAGGCCACAAUAAACGAUGGCGGCUUCGACUUCCUACCACGCAACUACUGGUAUGUCCUCGCUCCAGUUCACUACUUCAGAGAGGACAGGACCACCUGGUGGCAGUACUUCCGUCGACCAUUCCAUCUCUUUGCAUUUCUGAAUAUUCUCAUUGCUGGCUUGAUCUAUGCUUUUGCAAACACAGCGGGAAUCGUCUCCUUCAACACCAUCUCCGAGAUCAUGACCGAAGCGCCGUAUAACUGGGGAACCGGUGCAACUGGCCUUCUCUUCCUCGCUGCCCUAGUCGGGUCUUUCAUUGGAAUGGGAACCGGCGCCCUCGGUGACCUCGUCGUCCUCCGCCUCGCCCGCCGCAAUGCUGGGUACAAAGAACCAGAAAUGCGUCUGUGGAUUCUAGCUCUUGCAUUUGUCUACGGCGCUGUCGGGUACUUCAUGUACGGCUGGGCUGCGUCAUAUGGAAAGUCUUGGGUUCUUAUUGCCGUCGGACUAGGUGGUAUGAUCGCGCAGCAGGUUUCCGCUGCGAGUGUAGCUACUGCCUAUGCGAUGGAGUGUUUUGAGGGGAUAUCGAGCGAACUCGUCGUCGUGCUUGCGAUCUGCUCGUCGUGCAUCAAUUUCGCCAUGUCCUUUUCUGUCCAGCCGUUUAUCGAGGCGACGGAUUAUGGAAGGGCGUUUACGUUUUGUGGGGCGUUGGUGCUGGCGAGUAUGGCGUUGGCUGUGCCUUCGAUGGUUUGGGGGAAGAGGUGGCGGAGGUGGUGUGCGAAGAGGUACUGGAGGUUUGUUUCCGAGGGGGUUGUUAUAUAG
Messenger RNA from Aspergillus versicolor CBS 583.65, 1647 nucleotides. Its product is annotated as putative MFS transporter. Bases 1 to 1647 code for a protein of 548 amino acids. Gene Ontology annotation, molecular function: transmembrane transporter activity. The record is from RefSeq and is a predicted model, not a curated record. Gene Ontology annotation, biological process: transmembrane transport. The transcript is spliced from 9 exons. Lineage: Eukaryota; Fungi; Ascomycota; Eurotiomycetes; Eurotiales; Aspergillaceae.